Molecule: messenger RNA, 1550 nt
Organism: Nannospalax galili (Upper Galilee mountains blind mole rat)
Lineage: Eukaryota; Metazoa; Chordata; Mammalia; Rodentia; Spalacidae
Gene: Trappc6b
Product: trafficking protein particle complex 6B
Exons: 6
Coding region: 282-758 (158 amino acids)
Biological process (GO): endoplasmic reticulum to Golgi vesicle-mediated transport; regulation of GTPase activity
Cellular component (GO): trans-Golgi network; cis-Golgi network; TRAPP complex
Source: RefSeq, a predicted model, not a curated record
CAGCGGCCCGGUGGCCGACCGCUAGGACGCGGGAUCCUCCCGCUAAGGGAGGCAGAGCUGGCUGAAGCACCGGAAGUUGCCCAAGCCCUCGGUGGAGGGGGCCGGAAAUGGCUCGCGCCCCCCUUUGGGAGAAGCGGUGUCGGCCGGCGGCUGCUAGACUGUGGAGGUGGUGCUCCCCGGCGGCCCGGUGACGCCCUAGAGCCGGCCGGCCGCGGCCACGCAGCGGAGCCGGCUUUCCCGCGCGGUCCGGAGCCGACUCCGGCGCGGGGAGGAGUCGGGAAAUGGCGGACGAGGCGUUGUUUUUGCUUCUCCAUAACGAGAUGGUGUCCGGAGUGUACAAGUCCGCGGAGCAGGGGGAGGUGGAAAAUGGACGAUGUAUUACCAAGCUGGAAAACAUGGGGUUUCGAGUGGGACAAGGAUUGAUAGAAAGGUUUACAAAAGAUACUGCAAGGUUCAAGGAUGAAUUAGACAUCAUGAAGUUCAUAUGUAAAGAUUUCUGGACUACGGUAUUCAAGAAACAAAUUGACAAUCUGAGGACAAAUCAUCAGGGCAUCUAUGUACUUCAGGACAACAAGUUUCGGCUACUUACUCAGCUCUCUGCAGGAAAACAGUAUUUAGAACAUGCAUCAAAGUAUCUAGCAUUUACAUGUGGCUUAAUCAGAGGUGGCUUGUCGAACCUGGGGAUAAAGAGUAUUGUAACUGCUGAAGUGUCGUCAAUGCCUGCUUGCAAAUUCCAGGUGAUGAUACAGAAGCUGUAGAACACACUGGAAAGCAAGGCUUCACAUUGUAAAGAGAUAAAUUAUUCCUGUAUAAAGUAUUCCAAGUAAUGAUUUGAUUUCAUCAUUGGAUAUUUAUUUUGGAGCAAGGGUGUAUUUCAUUUCAUACAGACCAAGUCAAAGCAGAUAAAGGGUCAUUCUACUGUGACCUAAACUUUACUGAAACUAUUCACAAUGAUUUCAGUUAGCUAGACAUUAAGAUGUAAGAUUCUUUUAAAUGUUUUAUUUAUUAUUUUUAUUUUAUGUGUAUGAGUUUGAGUUUUAUGCCUACAUCUAGGUAAGUGCACCUGUGUCAUGCAGUGCCCACGGAGGACAGAAGAGGCUGUCUAAUCCCCUGGAACUGGAGUUACGGACAGUGGUUAGCUGCCAUGUGGAUGCUGGGAUUCGAACCUGGCUCUUCUGCAAGAACAGUCAGGUUCUUAACCGCUGAGCCAUCUCUCCAGCCCCAAGAUUCUUUAUUUUAAACAUUAUUUCCUUAUGGUGAUAUGUCUUUAACCAUAGAUUGUAAAAUCAGACUCAGGGUUUGUUGAAUUAUCAUAUAGGAAAAUAUGCACCAAUCAGAAUUGUUUGUGUCCGAAUGACUAAAAUUGUUAAAAUAUGAUUCUGUUGCAGUUAUUGAAAAAGGAAAAAACACCCCAAUAUGCUAAAUUAAGCUUAAUUUUUAUUAUUAUUAUAUUGCUUAUAAUUUAUUUCUAUUGAGAGAAUUUUUAUGCUUAUAUAAGAAUUUCAUUUAUACAUUGUGUGUAUAUAUAAAUACAUAUGUGACUAUCUAAA